Colletotrichum fioriniae is the source of this 1914-nucleotide messenger RNA. RefSeq lists its product as uncharacterized. Lineage: Eukaryota; Fungi; Ascomycota; Sordariomycetes; Glomerellales; Glomerellaceae. Gene Ontology annotation, molecular function: flavin adenine dinucleotide binding; monooxygenase activity. The record is from RefSeq and is a predicted model, not a curated record.
AUGGAGCUACCAGAUAAUCCUCCCAAGGUCGACAUCAGGAAGGAGGUUUACGAGACACUUCCGAAUACGGCAGAGUUACUAGACAACUGGGACACCGUCAAUGCCGAUAAGAUCGCAAACGACGUGGGAUCGGGCCUCUCAAAUACUCUUCAGCAGGGGCAACACCAUGCCAUUGAAGCCUUUUUCGCCGAACCAUCCUGUCACUGGAAAGACACACUAUCUUUUACAGCUCACAUCAGAACUUUCAUUGGCAGAGGUGUCAUUGCAUCGGCUUUACUGGAGCUCUUCGCUCUUCGGAAGGCACAGAGUUUCCAGUUCGAGAAGGCACAGGUUUUGUCAGCCACCAGUGAGCUUAAAUGGAUCGACUGCGAAUUCAGCUUUGUGACUGGUUCUCCCAAGGCUUACUGCCGCGGAAAGAUGAUGCUUAUUCCUGGCGGUCGUGACUCGGGCGACAACGAAUGGAAGAUUUGGUCCAUGAGCACAUAUAUGGCCGCGUACGAAGACUUCCCCGAAGAUGAGGGUCUGCUCAGAGUCCCUUCGGCUCCUAUAACGGCCGACAACCCCAUCUCUACGAGUGUGCUGGUUGUCGGCGGGGGCAACGCAGGUUUGAUUCUGGCCGCUCGACUGAAGGCAAUGAACAUCGACUAUGUCGUGAUCGACCGGAGCGCAAACGUGGGGGACAAUUGGGCGUCGAGAUACGACUGCAUGCGCUUCCACGUCUACAAGUCAUUUUGCGAAACACCAUACAUUCCGUAUCCCCAGGCUUCCAAUGAUGGCCUCACACGGGAUCAGCUAGCCGACCAGAUAGUGGCUUUCGCGAAGGAGUUCGACUUAGACCGCCGUGUUCUACACCGUACGACAAUUGCUGCAACCCAGUACAACCAACAGAGUAACACAUGGAAUGUUGAGAUACAGACGGGGGUUCUUCGACGCACCCUAUCCUGCAAAUGCAUGGUCCUCGCCACGGGCGGCGCCGGCUUCGCGGGGCCUGCGCCCCUGCCAGAUCUACCAGGCCGGGACUUAUACAAGGGUCCUAACAUGCACUCGGCAUCGUAUCGCAAUGCUAGCGAGUUGGUCGCAGCCGGGGCGAAGUCCGUGGCCAUUAUCGGCUCUGGGAACACUGCAUUCGAUGUCUUGGUCGAUUGCCACGAUGCCGGUCUCAAGACGACCAUGGUCCAGCGAUCAGAGACGUAUGUCGUUCCGAUGACGUAUUUUGCCCACCCAAUGGGCUUUGGGGUCUACGACAUCCUCCCUCCUGACGACGCGGACGUGAUUGUGAACGGAGGGCCGCUGGCCAUUGGUGGAGCCCUCCUGGGUCUGGUGCACACGAUGCAAGCCCAGGAAGAGCCGGAUCGAUACGCAGAGGCUAGGAGAGCAGGGUUCCGCGUGCAAGACUCGCUGACUGGCGACCUGCUCGUGAACCUCAUCGACCGUUGCGGAGGGCACUUUGUAGACAUGGGCAGCGGCAUGGACCUCAUCGCGACGAGGAAGGUCGGUAUUCGAUCCGGGGUCGUACCCCAGUCCUACACCGACAAGGGCCUAGUACUAUCCGAUGGUAGUCAUCUGGAGGCUGAUGCCGUAGUCUGGUGCAUUGGUUUCGGCAAUGUUGAUGGUCGAAAGAAUCUCCCAGAUACUCUGGGAAUCGGAGCCGAAGACAUCGCGAGACGGCUUGAGCCCACGUGGGGUGUGGACGCCCAGGGCGAGAUACGUGGGCUUUGGAAGCGGCACCCCGGGGUCGACAACCUCUGGAUGUUUGCUGGUGGGACGGCCCAGCACCGGUGGUUUUCAAAGGUGAUUGCUUUGCAGAUCAAGGGAGUUCUCGAGGGGAUCUUGCCGGACGCCUAUAGACGUACACCAAAGGCCCCUAAAGCUGGGGAUUGGGGGCGCGGAGGAACAUGGGCUCCAAACCUGUAG